Messenger RNA from Nicotiana tabacum (common tobacco), 1152 nucleotides. The record is from RefSeq and is a predicted model, not a curated record. NCBI's taxonomy places the organism in Eukaryota, Viridiplantae, Streptophyta, Magnoliopsida, Solanales, Solanaceae.
AUGCAAGAUGGUUUGAAGGAAAUUGAUGUUUCUGUAAAAUGUGUUAGACAAGUUGUGAGGUAUGUGAGAUCAUCUCAGCAAAGGACCUUAAAGUUUAGGGAAUGUUGUGCACAUCAAGAGGUAGAAUGUAGCAAAACAUUAUGUUUGGAUGUUCCUACAAGGUGUAAUUCCACCUACUUGAUGUUGGCAACAGCGCAAAAUUUUGAGAAGGCCUUUGACAAGCUUCAUCUUUUUGAUGAUGGAUUUUCUACUCAUCUUUGUACGCAUGCUUUUGAAGAUGGGAAUGUUGCGGGUCCAUUUGUAUGUGAUGAUUGGGUGAAUGUGAGAAACGUGAUAAAGUUUCUUGAAAUAUUUCACGAGCUCACCGAAAAAGUUUCAGGUUCACGUUAUGUCACUUCUAAUUGUCAUUUUGAGGAUAUAUGUGAGCUUGAUAGUCAUUUGAAAGCUUGUUUAGCUAGUGAUGAUACUAAUUUGAGUAAGAUGGAAGGGAAGAUGAAAGAAAAGUUUAAAAAAUAUUGGGGUGAACCGGAAAAGAUGAAUAAAAUGAUAUUCAUUGCUUCUGUAUUAGAUCCUCAUAACAAAUUAGAGUAUGUUGGUUUUGCACUUGAGGAAAUAUUUGGGGAGGGACCAGGGAAGAAAUUAACUGCCGAAGUGGAUGCUUAUUUGAAUUCUUUGUUUGGAGAUGGGAAUGUGAGAACAAAAUCUGUGAGAACAAAGCAAUUGUUAAAAAGGCAAAAGGAAGACUCCGGAAGUGUAGGUGCUAAAUCUGAGUUAGAAAGAUAUAUUAGUGAAGGACCAGAGCCAUUGUCUGAUGAUUCUGAUGACUUUAAAAUCUUAGAUUGGUGGAAAAUUAAUGCGCCUCGAUUUCCUAUUCUAUCUGAGCUAGCUCGUGAUGUAUUAGCCAUUCCAAUUUCAAGUGUUGCAUCGGAAUGUGCAUUUAGUAACGGUGGCCGCAUUCUUGAUUCAUUUAGGAGUUCAUUGACUCCUCGGUUGGUGCAAAGUCUUGUUUGUGUUCAAGAUUGGUUUAGAUGUGAGGGUACUCCUAUUAAUGUUGUAGAAGAUUUGGAGUUUCUUGAGCAAAUUGAACUUGGUAAGAUUUUGCGUUAUAUGAGUGUUUUAGUGAAAAUUAGUUUACUUUGUAAGUUUAAAUGA